This is a messenger RNA of Entrophospora sp. SA101, 171 nucleotides long. Lineage: Eukaryota; Fungi; Glomeromycota; Glomeromycetes; Entrophosporales; Entrophosporaceae. The record is from the annotation of a GenBank genome assembly.
AUGCAUCUGGUGUCUGAUGAGGAUGAGGAAGUGGAAAUGGAAGUUGAAGAAAAUCGAAAUGAUUCACUUCUUUUAAUUGGUGGUAGUUUAUCUAAAGAGAAAAUCGCAAGUGGUUCUACUGAUAAAAGUCUCAAAUUAUUAUUGAUGCUAAAUCAAUUGAAAACAAAAUAA